AUGGUGGUUAAGGCAGGAAAUAUUUAUACAAAAGCAAUAUUUGAGGAUUUCCAAGCUCAGUAUAUCAAAUCACUUGAAUUAGACAUGAUAUCUUGUGAGGAAGAUGGUGAUGAUUUGGUGUAUACAGUUGUCCUACAUGGUAACUUGAAAGAGCGACGUGUUAGAAAACAGAAAGAUGGUGAUGUCUCUUGUAGUUGUAGGUUGUUUGAGAUGAAAGGUUUCUUGUGCAGCCAUGCACUGAAAAUUCUUACUAAUUACAUGAAUGUCAAAGAAAUUCCUAACCAGUAUAUUUUAAAAAGGUGGACAAGAAAAGCAAGAUCUGAAAGUGUGAAAGAUAUGCACGGAUGUGACAUCCAGACAGAUGUGAAACUACAACAAACAUCUCGAUAUAGGUCUUUAUGUUCCAUGUUUACCAAGAUAUCAUCUCGAGCUGCUGAGAUUGAAGAAACAUAUAAGAUUUCUGUUAGUCAUUUGAAUCAACUAAGCAAAACCAUUGAAGACAUUUUAAGUUCAAAAAUGGAUGGUUAA
Messenger RNA from Prunus persica (peach), 528 nucleotides. Its product is annotated as protein FAR1-RELATED SEQUENCE 1-like. Bases 1 to 528 code for a protein of 175 amino acids. The transcript has a single exon. Gene Ontology annotation, molecular function: zinc ion binding. The record is from RefSeq and is a predicted model, not a curated record. NCBI's taxonomy places the organism in Eukaryota, Viridiplantae, Streptophyta, Magnoliopsida, Rosales, Rosaceae. Gene Ontology annotation, biological process: regulation of DNA-templated transcription.